AAUCUACAGAAAUUUCUUACUACGCCAUAGAUCAAAUGAGCGUUCAUCGUGUUUUACUUAAUUUCAUAGCAGUUCUAGCGUGGAACGUCGCCAAAUCGUGCAUGGAUUUCACUCGUGGACUUUAGCUUGGAGUCUACAUAACCCUUCGAUCGUAGCCAGCUAUCCUGGAAGCCGGGAUAUUGCCAGCAAAAUUUGGCUCCAAUUUUUGUGGUAUGAGUACAUGGAACUUACGACCAGAGAUGUCAGUGGACGAAUACCACCCGUUUAUAGAGGCGGUACUGCCUCGUGUCAAAGGAUUCUCCUAUAUAUGGUUCAACCUUCAAGCAAGGAAACGGAGGCACUACAAGAAACAUGAAAAGCGAAUGACCCCCAUGGAGGAGAGAGUCGUCAAGGAGGAGCUCAUGAACGACAAACCCGAACUCAAGCAGAAAUGGGCGUCGCGGUUGCUCGCCAAACUGCGGAAGGACAUCCGCCCGGAGUGCCGGGAGAACUUUGUCCUGAGCGUGACGGGCAAGAAGCCCCCCAUGUGCAUUCUGAGCAACCCCGAUCAAAAGGGAAAGAUGAGGCGGAUUGACUGCCUGAGGCAGGCCGAUAAGGUCUGGAGGUUGGACUUGGUUAUGGUGGUGCUCUUCAAAGCCAUCCCGUUGGAGAGUACGGACGGGGAAAGACUCGUGAAAUCGCCGAACUGUACAAACCAUACGUUAUGUGUGCAGCCCCAUCAUAUGGGGGUUAGUGUGCGAGAGUUGGACAUGUACCUUGCGAACUUCAUUAUGCAGUCACCUGGUAAGUACUCUCCAUUAAUCUACCUUAGGUGGUGUUUCACAAAACUGUUCGUAGAGUUACGCAACAUGCGACUGGAAUAUAUUCUCAUAUUUGUUAAAGUCGGACACAUACAUGUUCAGUAUCAUCUACAUGUAGCACAAGAAAGAAUCACCAGUUGUACAUAAAGUCAUGCCUAAACUUACAUUUGAUGUGUACACGAACAACUUAAUGAAACAGAAGUGGUUUAUAAUCCAUGGUGUUGACAUUGGUUAAUGCAGAUUUCAUGCCAACACCAUACAUGUAGAACUUUGCCAUCUCUUUAAAUUAGAAUGGCAUCGCAAGUAAUUUUCACACCUUAUCGUUCAUUCUUUUAUUCACUCACUCACCAACUCAAUCAAUCAAUCACCAAAGGGUUAAAAGUUUCAAUAAUGUGGUAAUAAGAACAAGUUUGUAUUUGGUGUAUUAACGGAAAUGAGUCUCUGUCAGGGUUGUAAUCACAGACGUUUUUCAGUGUUGGUUUAAAAAUCACCCGACACCUUUCCACAGAGUUAAGGGAGGAUUACCAGAUUCGUCUGUUAUCAUUUUUUCUCUGUUAUUGAGGAAAUAUAUGUAAGUACCAGUUUGGCAGGUGAAAUAUUAGGCAGUGGCGAGUGCUGCACCAGCCCUAGUUUGCUCAAUCUCGAGAUUUUAGCCCGAUCGACCCUCUUCGCGAUUAAUCUCGAGAUUCAAGAAACCCCGUCUCUACCAGCGCAAGAAGAGCAAUUCAUGCUUGAGCGAGGCAUCGAUGCUUUAUGGUGUGACGCUGUGAAUAAAUAAUCGCAAGUUCGUCUGCACCUGCGAUUUAGCGGGAUAAUUUGUAAAUAGCGCGUUAUUUUGCAAAUAAUCCUAUUGACCUGGGAUUGCAAUCUCAAGAUUAAUCCAGCGAACUAUCCCGAUGAUUGCGUCUCCAUUACAAAUAAUCUUGAGAUUGUUCAGAUCGGGAUAAUUUACCGCAUCAGAAAUAGCGAACUAAUUUGAAAACUCUGGCUGGUGCAGACGGCCCUAUUGUAUUGAGUGCUGGUUCCGACUGGUGCUGGCCAGUGUAGUGACAAUACUGGUCAUUCAUACAUUAUGGAAAUGCGUUAGGGAGUCAGAACCACCACUAAAACAUCUGUGGGAACAAUCUUGAGACACAAAAUAUACCAAUACAAUGUUCUACAUGUAUCUUUGGUUAUUGCCACACUAAACUUGAAGUAUUACUCUUCUUUCAGUUAACAUGCCAAGUGUGCAAACUCCAAACAAAAUCAAUUCUUGUUUUUUUAUCUCAUCUCCUUUACUUCUGUUUAUUCAAGAUAUUUCUACAGCUCUUGAAAUACAAUAGAUGUUGAAAUAUUAAUACAUUUACAUUUAUAAGCUAUGUAAAUACAUAUGUAUAGCGAAGUCCUACACCCACACAAUCAUAUGUAAUGGUAUUGAGUGUAUAGAUGUAUGUAGGCCUACAUGUACAUGUAUGUGUACGGUAUACACCAUCCUGAGAUCGUUACGGUUAACCAUAAAUGACUUAAUUACAUACUCAGUUUUCUACACAUAAAUCCUUUUCAUGGUCUGAAUUUGCAGUCUACAUGUAGAGGCUCUGAUUGGGACUAGUGUUAUUGAAACUUUCUCUCACCUACAGUGUACACGUGUGGUAGACUUGUCUCUGGACCCACUUGUUGCUUAAAGCUUUAAUCAGGGUUUGUACAUGCAGACUAUGCAUUCAUUGUGAUUCAUCGCUGAAAUUCUAAUCAAUAAAAUAAACAAAUACUGUUGAUCAAAUGAAUGAGGGUCAAGCAACUAUUGUAAGGAGAUAAAGGUCACCAAACUUUUCAAAAGUUUGUUGGCCUAUAAAUAACAACAUCCAGAUAUUAAACGAAAAAUGUGUAUUACAGCCUCUUAGAAUGUGUACAUGUAUUUUAAGAAGGGCCUU
Lytechinus pictus (painted urchin) is the source of this 2707-nucleotide messenger RNA. Its product is annotated as nuclear factor 1-like. The coding region runs from base 213 to 947 and encodes 244 amino acids. The record is from RefSeq and is a predicted model, not a curated record. The transcript is spliced from 3 exons. Gene Ontology annotation, molecular function: DNA-binding transcription factor activity, RNA polymerase II-specific; RNA polymerase II cis-regulatory region sequence-specific DNA binding. Lineage: Eukaryota; Metazoa; Echinodermata; Echinoidea; Temnopleuroida; Toxopneustidae. Gene Ontology annotation, cellular component: nucleus. Gene Ontology annotation, biological process: regulation of transcription by RNA polymerase II.